AUGCAGCGGGCGUUCUCCCAGCUCGCCAAGGGCAAGACCAAAAAGUUCGUGCUCACGGGUGCCGACGGCAACCUCGGCCGCGUGGCCGCCGACUUCAUGCUCGACAUCGCCAAGCCCGAGGAGCAGGUGGUGAUCACGAGCUACGACCUCAAGACGCUGCCGGCCGAGUCCAUCAAGCGUUGGAAGAGCAAGGGCGCCAUCGGCAUGAAGCGCGUGUUCGACGGCGCGGAGGCUGUGGCGCUCAUCUCAACCUGGCGCUUCGGCAUGGACCGCCGUAUCCAGGCCAAAACCGUGUGCGACGCUGCUAAAGCCGUCGGUGUCAAGCGCGCCUGCUACACGUCCUUUGUUGGGGCCGGCAUCGAGACGAACGUGGAGGAGGAGAUACCGUUCCUGCCGCGCGACCACCACUUCAUUGAGAAGAUCGUCAAAGAGUCUGGUCUCGACUACAACAUCCAACGCAACUGGCUGUACAUGGACAACAUCCCAACGCUGUUUGCACCGUCCUGGAAGUUCUGCGGCGACAAGUGGCUUUCCAACAGCCACGACACCCCUAGAGCUUACGUGGCUCGUGAAGACUGUGGGCGUAUACUGGCCGCCAUUCUGCUCGGACGCGGUGAGCCUAAUAAGGUGUACGACGUCACGGGCCCCGAGCUCGUGCAGCAGAAGGACCUGAUGGAGUGGAUGUGCCAGCAGACCGGCUGCAAGUGCGAGUACGUCGACAUGCCCGACGAGGAGCUGACCCAGUGGUGGCUCGACCGCGGCCUGCCCACGGACAUGGCGACUGGCGACUUCUCCCAGCUCCCUAUGAAGUUCUGCAUUGGCGACGCGAUCUGUUGUGGUGAGAUGCUGGGCAACGGUGCAAUGAUUAACACGUCCGACACGGUGGAAAAGCUCACGGGCCACAAGUCGCUGCACUUCCAGCAGGUGCUGCUCAAGUAUAAGGACCUGUUCCCCAAGCCGGAGUGA
Phytophthora sojae is the source of this 966-nucleotide messenger RNA. RefSeq lists its product as hypothetical. Lineage: Eukaryota; Oomycota; Peronosporomycetes; Peronosporales; Peronosporaceae. Bases 1 to 966 code for a protein of 321 amino acids. The record is from RefSeq and is a predicted model, not a curated record. The transcript has 2 exons.